Molecule: messenger RNA, 339 nt
Organism: Penicillium riverlandense
Lineage: Eukaryota; Fungi; Ascomycota; Eurotiomycetes; Eurotiales; Aspergillaceae
Exons: 1
Coding region: 1-339 (112 amino acids)
Source: RefSeq, a predicted model, not a curated record
AUGCACAACCAACAAGCUCCUCUGAGUCCUAAGCGUGUUGCUGCCUCACGAGCGCUCGCUGCUCACCUCUCGGAAAGCUUUUGGUGUGAUGACUGUCGGGGCUUCUUCUCAGUUGGCGUUAUCGAGGUAUACGGACUCCCACCUCUGAGCUCAAAUCCUGAAGAUCAUGCCCGAUGGUGGUGGUACGGCCACAACGUCGCUUCAGAACACGUCGCCUCGACCCGGGGCGGCCAUCCCUGGAUCCAUGAAUUGGGGGAGCAAGGCGUUGCUUCGUUUCAAAACCCCUUCUUCAUGACCUGGAAAGAUGCUGUGGACAUGUGGACAUACAACAAUUCCUAA